This is a messenger RNA of Cynoglossus semilaevis (tongue sole), 1551 nucleotides long. It is a transcript of the gene opn3, whose product is annotated as opsin 3. Gene Ontology annotation, molecular function: G protein-coupled receptor activity. The record is from RefSeq and is a predicted model, not a curated record. Bases 134 to 1297 code for a protein of 387 amino acids. Gene Ontology annotation, cellular component: membrane. Lineage: Eukaryota; Metazoa; Chordata; Actinopteri; Pleuronectiformes; Cynoglossidae. Gene Ontology annotation, biological process: visual perception; G protein-coupled receptor signaling pathway. The transcript has 4 exons.
GGGAGGUUCUAAAUGAGCUGCGCAGGUUGCGUGGAUCAAAGCGCAUGAAUGUGAGUCUCUGGAGCUCAGUGUCAGUGGCGCCGUGGCACCGCACCAGGUUCAGUAUGCUGGAAAGUAAGUUUUUCCCCGCGACAUGAAUCCUGUCAAUGAAACCAGGGCAGAGAGAAGCACGGACAGUCACCUGUUCGAACUCGGCACCUAUAAACUUCUGGCCGUCACCAUCGGAACUAUUGGGGUGAUCGGCUUCUGUAACAACGCGCUGGUCAUCGUACUGUACUGUAAAUUCAAGAAGCUGCGUUCUCCCACCAAUUUGUUACUGGUCAACAUCUGCGUGAGUGAUUUUCUGGUGUCUGCCAUCGGAAUUAACUUCACCUUUGUGUCGUGCGUUAAAGGCGGAUGGGUUUGGAGCCAGGCAACAUGCGUCUGGGAUGGAUUCAGCAACGGGCUCUUUGGCAUUGUUUCCAUCAUGACUUUGGCAGCCCUGGCCUAUGAGCGCUACAUUCGAGUGGUCCACGCCCAGGUGGUGGACUUCCCCUGGACGUGGCGGGCCAUCGCCCACAUCUGGCUGUACUCCUUAGUCUGGACGGGGGCUCCUCUGCUGGGCUGGAAUCGUUACACGCUGGAGAUUCACCAGCUGGGCUGCUCUCUGGACUGGGCUUCAAAGGACCCCAAUGACGCCUCCUUUAUUUUCUUCUUCCUCCUGGCGUGUUUCUUUGUGCCAGUGGGAGUCAUGAUCUACUGCUAUGGGAACAUACUCUAUGCAGUGCAGAGGCUGCGCUCCAUCCAGGACCUGCAGACAGUUCAGAUAGUCAAGAUCCUACGAUACGAGAAAAAGGUCGCCAUCAUGUUCUUUUUAAUGAUCUCCUGCUUCCUGGUCUGCUGGACACCUUACGCUGCUGUCUCCAUGGUAGAGGCCUUUGGUAGAAGAAGCCAGGUUUCUCCCAGACUCGCCAUCAUUCCUUCAUUCUUUGCCAAGUCCAGCACGGCCUACAAUCCACUCAUCUACAUGUUUAUGAGCAGAAAGUUCAGGCGAUGUUUGCAGCAGCUGCUGUGUUCUCAUCUUUCUGGCCUCCAACCGGCCUACAAAGAGCGCUCCGUGACCCCAGUCGUACGACCCAUCCGCCCUAUAGUGGUGUCCAACGAUUGUGGAAGCAGAAACAGACCCAAGAAGAGGGUUACCUUCAGCUCCUCGUCCAUAGUCUUCAUCAUCACCAGUGAUGACCUGCACCAGCUGGACAUGACCCCCAAGACCAGAGGACCCUCAGAUGUUAAUGUUUUUCAAGUGAGGCCACUGUGAUCUUUAAGGACUCGUCUUUCUGCCGCACCACUCCGUAUGCCUUACGCUGUCUCAUACUAUUCCAAGCCAAACGACUCUGAACGUCUUACCUCGUAACACCACCUAAGAACAACACCUUUGUCGAAACGUCUUCACUUCUUUCAGAUUUCAAUAUUCUGUCUUAGGAGGUCGUAUGUAACAGGUUUAUAUCACAUUACCAGCUGUGUUUCAAUGAGAACAUGCAGCACUUUAUGAAGAAUUCAAUAAAAAAAUUU